Peronospora matthiolae is the source of this 1224-nucleotide messenger RNA. Lineage: Eukaryota; Oomycota; Peronosporomycetes; Peronosporales; Peronosporaceae. The record is from the annotation of a GenBank genome assembly.
AUGCGCGAGCAAGAGCCGCCGAGAGCGCGUCUGCACGUCUCUCCUGUAUCACCUGGUGAUGCAGGCGCUGGUCAUGAAGACACUCGUGUCUUCACAGAGUACGAGCUCGGUGUCUCGUACUCUCCUGAUACGGAUGACGGAUCCGUAUCGACGGCAAUUGAAUCCAAGCCGCCUGCCAAGCGUGACAUGGACGAUGCUUUGCGUCGCAGCAUCUUUGGUUCAUCUGAUGAGUCAGAUGAACCAUCGCCGAAGCGAAGGCGCUCGAGGUCGCGAGACUCGGGCGCUAAUAGUGGUGUCGUUUCUCCAAUGGACACCACUUCACAGCGAGGUGCCAGUACUUCUGUCGGCACGUCGCAGGAAGAGCGGGACCGCAAUGUGUUGCGUCUCGCUCCAGAAAAGAAGGCAUGGAUGCCUCCUAAAUCUGUCAUGGAUCACUUGUCGGCGACGACGAGUGAUCGUUAUCGAACACGAUUGUUCGAUUCGUCAAGGAUCCAUCACCUUGACCCCAGCGCGAAAGACUAUCGCGCUGAACAUGAGUUCUUCAUCGAUGCUUUCUUCAGACAUCGAUGGUACAGUGGGAAUCACAAACGUGAUGGUCCCUCACUACUUCAGGCGUGGAACGCCUACAUCCAUAAUCUCGAGGAUGUAGGUCGUGACGCUUGGAACGACAAACUUAUCAAAGCUCGUGAUAAGUUUGAAAAGCGAACCCCGACAGGUGCACGCUAUAAGCUGCAUCGUCUGUCAAGGGAGAAAGGAUUACCCUGCCUCUCUUGGGGAGACUCGUGCCCAUGUUGUGUGAACAACUCUGCACGAGCACCUAAGGAGGCUUACCUCCUUACCAGCCCGUGGUGGCGCGUACGUGUCUCUACUGAGAUGUACGAAGGGAUUGACAACCUGAAAUCCCUUUACGACCGUGCCGGGAAGACUUUCUCCGGCGGUCCUUCUGCGGCACAGGAUGUGUCGCGUCGUACUGCUCGACCAGACCCAGUACGUCAACCAUCAAUUGGGAGCGGGGCUCCCAAGAAUCCCAGGACGGGGGAUAGCCGCGCCACCGGACGAGGUAACUCGUCCGACGUCCGUUCACGUCGCGGUGGUUCAACAGCUGCUCUACUAGAUAGCGCUGGCCACCGCGAGAGUCCUCUAAUGGAGGUGGAGGAGGAGGAAAGACGCUCUCCACACGAUCAUGUGGAUCGGUGUGUUCCCGAGAGCUUUUUGAUCGCGUAA